AUGGGUGUAGCCCAGUCCAAUGAGCAUGGUGCAUUAUCCCCAGAGGAGUUGAGCUCCGUGCUCGCUGAGCGUUUUGCCACAAAAUGCUUUACGCCAUUAGAGCUCACGCAUUUCAAGGACAACUUCUUCUCUCGGGCUUUAGAGCAGGGAGGUCUGCGGUACUGGAAUGAGAAAGUCCUCUCAGACUUCUUGGGCAUCCCAGAUGGUAUCUAUACCUCUUCCCAGGAACAGCCACUAGAUGCAGGGCCGGUGAUCUUCCGCAUGGUCUCUUAUCUGGGAGCCUUUCCAUUCCAAAACACUCUUGCACCCAGUGUGUUGACCUUCGAGGCCAUGGUCAAGGUGGUUGUGCUCUUGACUGAGCGCUAUGGGAAAGCGCUGAAGCAGGGACAUAAGGAUCGAAUCAAGUUACUCUUUGGUAGUCUAGCUGACGUGGGGAGAAAGACUCCCGCCGAGUCUAGUGGAGAAUGUACAACCGAGGAUUCCGAAGCUUCGGCUGAGCAUUCCCAUGCCUUGGGAUUCUCUAUAGACGCACCAGCCAACGAUGAGUACGACGAAGAUGAGGAUGAUGAUCUUGCUCUUGCGGCACUGGAGUCUCUUGAUGCGAUUGAAGUGUUCAAACACGAUCACCGCGUUGACAAGACCGUUUACGAGACACGGAUCUCUAUCGAUACAUUCCGCCGGUUGCUUAUGCUAUUGCUUGUCAUUGCACCACUGAAGCCAUUGGAGUCUUUGAAAGUAUACACAUCCGGAUUGGAUGUUCAGCGUAUGAAAUCGCUCAAGAAAGAAGCAGACAGUAUCAUUGCUGCCUUUUCACCGGAAGAGAGCGACGGCGGGAUAUCUUACAAGGCUUUUGCCCGAACGAUAUCACUGUCUCUGCCAUAUCUAUUCGAUCCGCUCACUGCUCUUUUCGAGCACAUGCUUUUCAGCAAGAAUUUGAAUCUCUCUCAACGCCGCCACAAGGGUCAAACUGCACUUACACUUCCGGGAAGCUUUGAGUCGGCCAUAUUAAACCCAACACUUACCUCGCAUCUUUCAUUCUUCCUCCCAUCCACAUCGCCCGAUAUCAAUAUCCUCCGAAGCAGCGUCAAACUACAUCCCGUCUUCUCCACAAGCGCCCACGGGUCUUCCUUAACAUCCUUCUCCCACCACGUUCUUACCUGGCAAACUGCCACCCUGCUCCUCCUGCAAGGAUCUCCAACAGACUCAACCAGCGAAGAAUUGAUAACACUCGGCGCCUACAUUCCCCAAACGUGGAAAAAUUCCAUAUCGACCUCGAGCUCAUCUUCAAAAACAUCCGACCUCCUCCCCUGCCUCUUCCAACUAUCCCCAAAGCAUAUCCUUCUCCCAGGCAACCCCUCCCCAUCCGCAAAGAAGCCCAACACCCCAACCGCCUAUUUUUCACCCAACACCGGCAUCGCAAUCGGCUGUCGAAUCCCCGUCCCGUCCCGCACACAGCAAAACUACCCGACUCCCCAUGGAGCAGGCAGUCUCAUCAUCGAUGCCAACAUAGAAACAGCCGAGUUCCACGCCGAACCCGUCGGACACGACGGCGUCUUCCUACCCGCUGCCAACACAUCCCCCGAAGACCCGCCCACAAAGAUCAAGCUUGAUCUGUACACCCUGGAGAUUUGGGGUAUCAUCCCAGAUCCGGAGGAGUCGUCGUUUUCCGCGGACCCAAGCUUAAGUCCGGUGGAGAUCCAGCGUGCAAAGUGGGAAUUCGAGGCACGGGAGGCCGAGCGCCGUCGUAAUAUCAAUAUCAAAGCUGGGGCUGGGGAUUCGGCGAAAGAGAGUGCUAGGUGGCUUUUGGAGACGGCUGGUAUUAUUGGGGAUGAGGCGAGAUAUGCUGGUGGGAGGGGUUAA
Molecule: messenger RNA, 1860 nt
Organism: Penicillium crustosum
Lineage: Eukaryota; Fungi; Ascomycota; Eurotiomycetes; Eurotiales; Aspergillaceae
Product: TLD domain-containing protein
Exons: 3
Coding region: 1-1860 (619 amino acids)
Source: RefSeq, a predicted model, not a curated record